GUAUUCUUUAGCAAUUUACUUUUGCGCCAAUUCAAUUCUUCAGUUGAAGUAAAUAUUUACUUCAAUUGUAUUAACAAGAUAUAAAGCAAUAAAUUAAUAUAUAAAACUUACAAGGACUAUGAUUUACCCAUAUUUGCUCAACACCAAACGAAAUAAAUUUUGCGAGAUGGUGAGCAACAAGAUUGCCCUCCCACUUUACAUGGGACAAGAAAAUAAAAUUUGAUAUCUACUACCUACAAUGAUUUAAACAAGUUUCUACAUGACUAAGUUAUAAAAUAAAAUAAAAUAAAAUAAAAUCUUUAUCCCAUACUUCAUAGUCAAAGUAAUUAAAAUAAAAAUGGUCCAAUUAUUGUCUAGAAACGAAGGGAGUUAUAUUUAUGGUAGUUUAUUUAUUUUAGGAAACUAUCCUUAAAAAAAAAAUAAAAAAAAUAAAAAAAGGAAACUAGUUAUAUGAUUUACCCCGUAAUAUACUAGUCAUAGGUUUGGUUUCCUAAUACUCGUACAAGUAGUAUUUAUCUUGUUAUUACAAAAUUAUAUUGGUUUCCUGAUGUUUUCGCUAUUUAAUCAAGUUCAAUUGACAUAAAUUCCAAGUAAUUUUCAAAAGUACAUAAGAUUAAAACUAAAAUACAGGGGUUUCCAUCAGAUUUGAAGUCGAGGAAUUUCUUUUUGAUUUCAGCAUUAAUUUAAUUGGUCCGGAUCGAAGUUUGUAUAAAAUCGAAAGGCAUGGCCGACUCAAGUGUUCUGGGUCAUCCUCUAUUUCGUAAUUUAAAGCGAUUCAAAAAAAUUGAAGAGAAAGACCGGAUUAGUGAUUUGCCAGAUGAACUCCUGUCAAAUAUUGUGGCAAGAUUAACAUUGAAGGAAGCAAUAACUACUAGCAUCCUUUCAAAGAGAUGGGCUGAUGUAUGGGUAUCAUACCCUAUUCUUGACUUUGGAUUUCUUAAGAAAACCUAUUAUACUGAAAUACUUGUGCAUAGAGUCAACAAAGUUUUGGAGAAAUUUAAUGGUGGAAAGUUGCAUAAAUUCAGGAUUGUGCACCCAAUGUCUGAGAGAUUUAAGUCUCAUAUCGAUGAAUGGAUUUCCUUUGCAACUCGAAAUCGUGUUUCUGAGCUUGAACUCGACUUCGGAGGUUGGCCUAGACAUGAAGGUUUUGACGAUUAUCAUGUUCCUCUCCAUGUGUUUGCUCGAGAAGAGAUGAUGAUAUUAAAUCGUUCCUCUCCCAAUGUUAGAAGCUUUGUGUCUUUAAGAGAUCUCCGACUUAGGUCUGUAAACCUUUCUGACCAAGUAUUUGACAUAAUUUUAUACAAUUGUUCCUCUCUAGAAAAUUUUCAUUUGAGAUUUAAUCGUGGGCUAGUUAAUGCUAAGAAUACAGCUCCUCACCUAAAGCUGAAAUCACUGAAGCUGCACGAUUGUUUUGACUUAAAUAAAUUGGAACUUUUGGCCCCAAAUCUUGUGUCAUUCAUGUAUGAAGGAGGUUAUAAGGUAAGAUUAUGUAUUAAGGAUGCUCCACAGCUUGCAUCCCUGUGCCUAUCAGUUGAAACUGGUUUAAAAUCAGAUAUGCACCCGAUAUUUCCUAGAGGAAAAAACUUUAUUUUCAACCAGUUCUCCUCUUAUCUCCCUAAGCUGGAAUCUAUGGUUGUCUCAGUUGCUCUUUUUGAGGAUAUGAGUAAUUUUAUGGAACUUUGUGUGUUUAGCAAUCUAAAAACUCUGGCGUUGGAUGCAAAUUCAUCUUCAAUACGACUAUGUUGCCAAGUAGCGGCUUUUAUAAUCAGUGCAGCCCCAUACUUGGAGCUACUUGAGCUACAUCUUUCACCAACAAGAGCUUCUCUCAAGGAAAUGGAAGCACUAGAAUUGCCGUCUAUGUCUCCACAUAAGAACCUUAAAGAGGUCAAGUUGUCUGGCUUUAGAGCCGAUGUAUAUACCAUAGACUUUCUUGCCUAUCUUGUUGAAUGCACCGAUUCUCUCCAGAAGAUUAAUCUCAGUGCAUAUGCUACUGAUAGGUCUGGAGAUGAGUUGUUUGUGCAAAACCGUUUAAAAUGGAGGGCAGAUGAGGCUGAAAAUUGCAAGAUAUGUGUGCAGGAACUCAGGAAAAUAUUGUAUACAAAUGUCCAGCUGAUAUUUCAUGAUUAGUAGUGGCUGAAUUGUACACUUAUUUUUUUAUUAUUUAACUAAAAUAUAAAGAUACUGUAAAUUUAGGCAGUUAUUUGUGUUUUCUGCUUAUAGAAUUAUGUAAUCAGCCAGUGCCAAAAUUGUUUCAAUAAUUACCUUUUUAUAUUAUGGAGUUA
Molecule: messenger RNA, 2282 nt
Organism: Chenopodium quinoa (quinoa)
Lineage: Eukaryota; Viridiplantae; Streptophyta; Magnoliopsida; Caryophyllales; Amaranthaceae
Product: F-box/FBD/LRR-repeat protein At1g13570-like
Exons: 4
Coding region: 724-2127 (467 amino acids)
Molecular function (GO): protein binding
Source: RefSeq, a predicted model, not a curated record